UUUUACAACAAAAGGGCAUUUAUUUCAACACAAAAGUUGUAUUCAUUUGAAGGAAAAGCGAUUCAAAUGUGAUGAAGAAAAUUGUGGAAAAAGUUUUGGUCAAAAAUCUAAUCUAAAUCGACACAAACGCAUUCAUUCGGGAGAAAAACCAUUUAAAUGUGAUUUCAAUGAUUGCACUAAAACUUUUAAACAAAAAACACAUUUAAUUCAACACAAAAAUGUCUUCCAUUUGAACAAAAGAUUUAUUUGUGAUUUUAAUAAUUGUAACAAAAGGUUUACACAAAAACAGCAUUUAUUUCGACACAAAAGUUGUAUUCAUUUGAAGGAAAAGCGAUUCAAAUGUGAUGAAGAAAAUUGUGGAAAAAGUUUUGGUCAAAAAUCAGCUCUAAAUCAACACCAAUUGACACAUUCAGGCGAAAAACCAUUUGUUUGCGAUUUCAAUGAAUGUAAUCAACGUUUUUCUAGAAAAUCCCAUUUAAUUGUACACAAGAAUGUCAUUCACUUGAAUCAGAAAUUAUUCUGUGAUUUCAAUAAUUGUAACAAAAUUUUAAUCAUAACUUA
Medioppia subpectinata is the source of this 561-nucleotide messenger RNA. NCBI's taxonomy places the organism in Eukaryota, Metazoa, Arthropoda, Arachnida, Sarcoptiformes, Oppiidae. The record is from the annotation of a GenBank genome assembly.